Messenger RNA from Musa acuminata subsp. malaccensis (wild Malaysian banana), 1267 nucleotides. Its product is annotated as peroxidase 11. Gene Ontology annotation, biological process: response to oxidative stress; hydrogen peroxide catabolic process. Gene Ontology annotation, molecular function: peroxidase activity; heme binding. The record is from RefSeq and is a predicted model, not a curated record. Lineage: Eukaryota; Viridiplantae; Streptophyta; Magnoliopsida; Zingiberales; Musaceae.
AUCAAGCAUCAACCGAGGCGAAGCAGACACAGCAGCAGCAAAUCAUGGCCAAAGGUGUCGGUUGCUCGACGCCUCUGCCGUUCGUCAUGGCUCUUGUUCUCGCCACCGCGGCCAUCACCUCAUUGGCGCAAGACCCGUCGCAGCUGAGCUUGGGCUACUACUCGAAGACGUGCCCCACCGCGGAGCAGAUCGUGCGGACGGAGAUGGAGUGCGCGGUGAAGGCCAAUCCCCGCAAUGCGGCUUUCAUCAUCCGCCUCCAUUUCCAUGACUGCUUCGUCCAGGGUUGCGAUGGAUCGGUUCUCCUGGACGACACAGCCACGCUGAUAGGGGAGAAGCAAGCAGACCAGAACGUGAACUCGCUGCAGGGCUUCGAGCUGGUCGACAAGAUCAAGGAGAAGCUGGAGGCCGAGUGCCCCGGCGUCGUCUCCUGCGCCGAUCUCCUCGCGGUAGCAGCUCGAGACGCCACCAUUCUGGUUGGAGGGCCGUACUGGGACGUUCCAGUGGGAAGGCUGGAUUCCAAGACUGCAAGCCUGGAUCAAGCGAACUCAGACAUCCCAACUCCGCAGCAAGGGCUCGCCACCUUGAUCACCAAGUUCUCAGCCAAAGGACUCUCGCCCACUGACAUGGUAGCCCUCGUAGGUUCCCACACCAUUGGCAUGUCGAGAUGUGUGAACUUCCGCGACAGGAUCUACGGGGACUUCCAGCUGACGUCGAAGAGUGAAGCGUCGGCGCAGGUGUACCUCAGCAAGCUCAAAGAGACGUGCCCUACGGACGGAGGAGAUGACAACGUCUCCCCCAUGGACUACACCUCGCCCACCGUGUUCGACAACGCCUUCUUCGAGACCCUGAUACAGGGAACCGGGCUUCUGAACUCGGACCAGGAGAUGUAUUCCAGCCUCUUAGGGUUCGAAACCUCCCACAUUGUGGAGAAGUACUGGGCAGAGUCGAUCUCCUUCUUCAAGGAUUUCUCGGACUCCAUGGUCAGGAUGGGGAACAUCACCAACCCUGCAGGUGGAGAGGUGAGGAAGAACUGCAGAUUUGCGAACGCCUGAGCUCACCUACUUCUCUACAGCUUCGCUAAAUAUAUACAUAUAUACACAUGAAGUCAUACGGUUUGUCUGAGGCAACAUAAACAUUCGACGCAGAUGAACACCGUCAAUGAUUUAUUUCCUCAUGUAUGAAGAUCUAUAGGAGUCAAAUUCUCAUAUAUGAAGAUCUACAGAAGUCAAAUUCUACUAAUAAUGAGAAAAUUGUUUCGGUUUUCUUA